AUGGUGGCAGGAGGGAGGCACGCGAGACGGACAGCGACCAUGGCGCUGGAGCGAAUGGUGGUGGGCGACUUGGCUGUCCGGCUGGCGGCGCGAGGCGGGGCAGUGAGCGACGAGAGAGGCGGAGGGGCGGGGUGGGAGAGACGCACAGACGUGCUCUGUGAAUCUGGCGAGGAGGGUGCUGGAGAGGGAGGUGAUGGAACGGAGAGUGGAGAGGGAAAGGAGGGCGAGAAGAGAAAGUGUGGAUUGAUAAAUGCGCCAGAUGACGGUGUCGUUGAGAGCACGCACGCCACAGCAGAUGCGGGAGGUGGUGCAUACGGAAUGGAGGGCACAGCAACGCCGCCAAGGGCAGCGUCAUGUGAUGUGAGCGGGGCAGAGGUGGGGUCGGAAGGCAUGCAGCAGGCGACGCAGCAGCCCUUGGCCAGGUCUGCUAUUCCGAAGAGUGUGACGACUCCCAGCAGCGCGUCCCACUUCGCCCUGGGCGCACCUCUCUCGUGGGCUGUGCUGCCUGACUCUGUCUCCAGCUUCCUCCACAGCCCCACCCCUCUGCACCACAGCGGAAGCGACGCAGCAAUCCUACUCGCAUCUGACCCAGCUUCUCAUGCUGUUGCACCGCUCCCUGCUGCUGUGAGCCCUUAUGGAUUGAGUCUUCCAGCCAUCCAGGAUACAGCGGAAGGGGAGGUGGCAGCGGCACAAGCGAGGCAGGAUGCUGAGGUCAGAGGUAGCAGGCGCCCCGCUGCUAUCUCACACCAGUUGUUGAAGCACCCAGAGGAGGUGGAGGAGGGCGAGUGCGAUGGCAGUGGGCUGUGGAGCACAAGGUCUGAACGCCUCUUCCCGCCCGCAUGGGCAAGGUCCCCGCUGAGGACGGGUGGAACGAGGCAUGAGGAGCACGGGGAAGUGGCACGGGCGAAAGCAAGAAGAGCACGAGGUGAGGGUGGUUCGCAGGCAGAGACGGGGAUGCUGAAGAUGCACACAGUGAAUGUGGCGAUCCUUGCACGGGAAGCCAACGCCAGACAGGAGAGGCUUGCAGAGGCGCUCAGAGGGGUGAGAGUGAGGCAGACAAAGCCCUCUGGAGCAGGUGCGGCAGAGAAGGCAGAGGAAGGGACGUGCAAGAUGGAAGCUGCAGGGGGCAGGCAGAAGCACAGGCAUAGAAGGGGAGGGUCGGUGGAUUUGGAUGCGCGGACUCCUCUGAAGGAGCGAACGUCGCGAAACCAGACGAUCCAAGGCGGGAAGUGCAACUUCGUGGAAGAUGAGUUUAUGGGGAUAGUGGAGGAGUUCUUGAAUAGGCCCAAGGCUAAAACCGUGCAUCCAAAAGUCAGUGCACGCUCCGAUUUCCCCCUCACGUCGCCGGUCUCGUGUUACAACCUGUUCACCCGCAGCACUUACGUUAGUGAACAAUCGUCGCGUUACUCGCGGCUUGCUUUCAAGCUCGCGCCGCACAAGAUGCUCUUUUCACACUUGCUGCGGUUCAGCCUCGCGUCCCGAUCGUACCGUUUUAGGCACGGGUCGCUCACGCGAAUGCCGUACAGGGUCGCCAGACGCGCGCUGCCGUUAGUCUCAUAUGUUCCCCCUCGUCGGCCGCUCUUUCCCACGUCAUACCGCUUUCCUCGUCGCCCGCAAUUUCCCUCAUCUCCCUCGCCGACCCUCGCCGCCCUCGCCUCUGCUUGUCGCCCGCGCUUCCCGUCGUCGCCCUUGCUUCCCCGUCACCCGUGCUUCCCGUCGUCGCCCUUGCUUCCCCGUCACCCGUGCUUCCCGUCGUCGCCCUUGCUCUCCCGUCACCCGCGCUUCCCGUCGUCGCCCUUGCUUCCCCGUCACCCGCGCUUCUUCUCAUCUCUCGCUCUCCUCCUCAACGUCUUCGUUUUCCUCGUCGCCAUAACGCCCUCGCUUCUGCCCGUCGCCCUCGCCUCCCCACAUACCCGCCUCCAUCUCCCCCACAUACCACCCGCCUUCCUCCCCACAUUCUAUUCCGCUUGUCAUACGCUCUUCUCCUCUUCCUCCCUUCCAUCUCUCCCUCCCUCCCUCUCCCUCUCUCUAUCUCUCUUUCUUCGAACCUCUCUCACCCUUUCUUCCACCCUUCUUCCUCCUGAGGGGAAGGGACUGAAUGAGAGAGACAGAGGGGAUAGGACAGAAGGGUAUGCAGAUGUUCUUUUCCCCCACGCGCUUCCCCUCAUCGCCCUCACUUCCCCCAAAUUGUUGCCCCCUGUCUCUGUUUUUCCCAACCACCCGUUCUCCCACCAGCCCUGCUUCCCCCUUUGCCCUGAUUCCUUCCACCCUCUGCCCUGCUCCCCCCCAUCCCCUUCCCUGCUUCCCCCCACCCUCUGCCCUGCUCCCCCCAUCCCGUUCCCUGCUUCCCCCCACCCUCUGCCCUGCUCCCCCCCAUCCCCUUCCCUGCUCCCCCCCACCCUCUGCCCUGCUCCCCCCCAUCCCCUUCCCUGCUCCCCCCCACCCUCUGCCCUGCUUCCCCUCAUCCCAUUCCCUGCUUCUCCCCACCCCCUGCCCUGCUUCUCCCCAUCCCCUUCCCUGCUUCCCCCCAUCCCCUUCCCUGCUUCCCCCCAUCCCCUUCCCUGCUUCCCCCCAUCCCCUUCCCUGCUUCUCCCCAUCCCCUUCCCUGCUUCCCCCCAUCCCCUUCCCUGCUUCUCCCCAUCCGCUUCCCUGCUUCCCCCCAUCCCCUUCCCUGCUUCCCCCUACCCUCUGCCCUGCUCCCCCCCAUCCCCUUCCCUGCUUCCCCCCAUCCCCUUCCCUGCUUCUCCCCAUCCCCCUCCCUGCUUCCCCCCAUCCCCUUCCCUGCUUCCCCCCAUCCCGUUCCCUGCUUCCCCCCAUCCCCUUCCCUGUCUCCGUUGCUGGGGCGGGAGCAGUGCUCUGUCGCACACUGGGUCGUUCGGCCCUCCCAUAUCCUCGGGGACAGCUGACGCAUAG
Closterium sp. Naga37s-1 is the source of this 2913-nucleotide messenger RNA. NCBI's taxonomy places the organism in Eukaryota, Viridiplantae, Streptophyta, Zygnematophyceae, Desmidiales, Closteriaceae. The record is from the annotation of a GenBank genome assembly.